Thecamonas trahens ATCC 50062 is the source of this 1254-nucleotide messenger RNA. RefSeq lists its product as uncharacterized. The transcript has 3 exons. The coding region runs from base 1 to 1254 and encodes 417 amino acids. Lineage: Eukaryota; Apusomonadida; Apusomonadidae. Gene Ontology annotation, molecular function: succinate-CoA ligase (GDP-forming) activity; ATP binding; metal ion binding. Gene Ontology annotation, cellular component: succinate-CoA ligase complex; mitochondrion. The record is from RefSeq and is a predicted model, not a curated record. Gene Ontology annotation, biological process: succinyl-CoA metabolic process; tricarboxylic acid cycle.
AUGUUCUCCCUCGCCCGGACGACCCUCACCGCCUCUGGCGCGGUCAUGCGGCCUGUGCUCGCCACCGCUAUGGCGGCACCGGCGCGGUCGCUCAACCUCCACGAGUACCAGUCGAAGGAGCUGAUGCAGAAGGCUGGGCUCUACAUUCAGCAGUUUGGCGUGGCAGAGACGCCCGAGGAGGCCGAGAAGGUGGCGGCCAACAUGGUGUUCGACGAGGGCUCCGAGUUUGUCAUCAAGGCCAUGGUCCACGCAGGUGGGCGCGGCAAGGGUGUGUUCACCAACGGAUUCAAGGGCGGUGUCCACCUCGCCAAGACGCCCGAGGAGGUCCGCGAGCUGGGCCUCAACAUGCUCGGCCACUCGCUGGUGACCAAGCAGACGCCGGCUGAGGGCGUGCACGUCGGCAAAAUCAUGGUGGCCGAGGCGCUGGACAUUGACGAGGAGAAGUACUUUGCCAUCCUCAUGGACCGCGAGUACAACGGCCCGGUCCUCAUCGCGUCGCCGCAGGGCGGCAUGGACAUCGAGGCAGUGGCCGAGGAGACUCCGGACGCCAUCAUGUACGAGCCGGUCAACAUCAACACCGGGCUCACCGACGAGCAGCUGCAGCGCGUGGUCAAGUUCCUCAAGUUCAAGACCGAGACUCACGAAGAGUCCGCCAAGGAGCAGAUCGCCAAGCUCUACGACAUGUUCCUCGACGUCGACGCCACCCAGAUCGAGAUCAACCCGCUCGGGACGCUCGAGACUGGGCGUGUGCUCUGCUUUGACGCCAAGGUCAACUUUGACCCCAACGCCGAGUUCCGCCAGAAGGACGUCUUUACCAUGCACGACACGUCCGAGGACGACCCGCGUGAGGUCGAGGCCGCCAAGUACGACCUCAACUACAUCGGCAUGGACGGCAACAUUGGUGCCUUGUCAACGGCGCCGAUCGCGCUCGAGGGCGCCACGCCGGCCAACUUCCUUGACGUCGGCGGCGGCGCGACCGAGGAGCAGGUCGAGGCUGCGCUGCGCAUCAUCUCGUCGGACACCCAGGUCAAGGCCAUCCUCGUCAACAUCUUUGGCGGCAUCAUGCGGUGCUCGACCAUCGCCAAGGGCCUCACCUCGGCCCUCGAGUCGCUCAACCUCGACAUCCCGCUCGUUGUCCGCCUCGAGGGCACCGAGGUCGAGGAGGGCAACCGCAUCCUCAAGGAGUCCGGCUUUGCCAUCACCACCGCCACCGACCUCGAGGACGCCGCCAAGAAGGCCGUCGCUACCCUCUAG